Alligator sinensis (Chinese alligator) is the source of this 1247-nucleotide messenger RNA. RefSeq names its product NADH:ubiquinone oxidoreductase subunit A9 (gene NDUFA9). The record is from RefSeq and is a predicted model, not a curated record. Bases 16 to 1152 code for a protein of 378 amino acids. Gene Ontology annotation, molecular function: protein-containing complex binding. The transcript is spliced from 11 exons. Gene Ontology annotation, cellular component: mitochondrion. NCBI's taxonomy places the organism in Eukaryota, Metazoa, Chordata, Crocodylia, Alligatoridae.
UGGUAACCCUAAUCAAUGAGAUCAGUCAGUCCACCUCAGCUGUCCUGCCUGUUUUUUACCCUAGGUUCUAGGGUUUCUGCAUUAUCUUCAUCUGCAUCACCUGUCCUUCAGCAGCACCGCCAUGUGCAUUAUGCUGUGCUCCCUCAUGGAAGAAGCGGCCGUUCCUCUGUUAGUGGAAUUGUGGCCACAGUCUUUGGGGCCACAGGGUUUCUGGGGCGAUACGUUGUCAACCGACUAGGCCGUAUUGGAUCCAACAUAAUCCUACCCUAUCGCUGUGAUCAGUAUUACCUCAUGUAUCUUCGCCCAAUGGGUGAUCUGGGACAAAUUGUGUUCUUGGAAUGGGACUGCAGGGACAAAGACACUAUCCAAAGAGCCGUGGAAAACAGCAAUGUGGUCAUUAAUCUUGUUGGAAAAGAAUGGGAAACAAAAAGCUUCAGUUUUGAAGACACAUUUGUAAAUAUUCCUAGAGAUAUUGCCCGGAUAAGCAGGGAAGCUGGUGUAGAAAAGUUUAUUCAUAUCUCUCACCUGAAUGCUGACAUGAAAAGUCCUUCCAAGUACCUUAAGAAUAAAGCUGUUGGAGAAUUGGCAGUGAGGGAGGAAUUUCCAGAUGCCAUCAUUAUGAAGCCCUCUGAGAUGUUUGGAAGAGAAGACCGCUUUUUGAAUCAUUAUGCAAACAUGCGUAGGCUUGGUGGUGUGCCUCUUAUUGCUUUUGGCAAGAAGACAGAGAAGCAACCUGUAUAUGUGAUUGAUGUAGCCAAGGCAAUUAUUAAUGCAAUUAAGGAUCCUGAUUCUAAAGGAAAAACAUACACAUUGACUGGGCCUCAUCGAUACCUCCUUUAUGACCUGGUAGAAUAUGUUUAUGCACUUAGUUACAGAAUAUAUCGUCCCUAUCCACUUCCACGUUCCAUCUAUCAUUUAAUUGUCAGGUUAUUUGAGAUGAAUCCAUUUGAACCCUGGAUAACAAGAGACAAAGUGGAUCGGUUUCAUACAACAGACAAGAAGCUCCCUGAUCUUCUCGGCUUUGAGGACUUGGGCAUUCAACCAACUCCGUUAGAAGAAAAGGCAAUUGAAGUUCUGCGCCGUCACCGCAGAUUUCGCUGGUUGGAUGCUCGUGUGGACGAAGCAAAACCAGCAAAGACAGUUCCUGUCUAACACUUUCUGCUUAGACAACCGUUGUGCCAGUUGGCUUUGUUUGGAAGCUUCUGUACAUAUGGAAUAAAAUCUCUAUGUUAAUCAUGUAUAUUUUA